GUAAUUAAGUAUUACAUAUUUUCAUUAGUAUAUCAUAUGUUUUCAUAUAGUGUGUGUCCUAUAGAAGGAAACAGUUGUUAAUCAAUCUUCCCGCCUCCGAGUACAAAGAUACAAAACAAUCUAACUAGAAAGAAGAAGAUGGAUACGAAGAAGACAGAGAUAAGGAAAGAGAGAAUACCAUCACAGAAAGAAGAAGAAGAAGGAACAGUGAGGAAAGGACCAUGGACUAUGGAAGAAGAUUUGAUCCUCUUUAAUUACAUCCUUAAUCAUGGUGAAGGUCUUUGGAACUCCGUAGCCAAAGCCUCUGGUCUAAAACGUACGGAAAAAAGUUGUCGGCUCAGGUGGCUGAACUAUCUCCGGCCAGAUGUGCGGCGAGGGAACAUAACAGAAGAAGAACAGCUUUUGAUCAUUCAGCUUCAUGCUAAGCUUGGAAACAGGUGGUCAAAGAUUGCGAAAUAUCUUCCAGGGAGAACGGACAACGAGAUAAAGAAUUUCUGGAGGACAAAGAUUCAGAGACACGUGAAAUUGUCUUCGUCAGUAAAUAUGAAUAAUAUUCGUCAUUGUUCGGGAAACUCGCAGAGCUCGGUGAUAACAGCGACGGACCAAGGCAGCUCCAGCAAAGGCUUCGAUAUGGCUGAGAGCUUAAUUUCUCCGGCGACGACAACGACGUCAUUUCAUGUGAUGGAACAGUCAAACGACAGUUACUGGAACGUUGAAGAUCAAUGCCCCCUUCAGUUGCUUAAUGGUGACCACCCAGUGAUUUAAUUUUAGUCACAUUGAUUUAAAUGACUAUGCAUUUGCUAGUCCUACGUAUGAUACCCGAUCCGAUUUUUGUUUGUUUUUGUAUGGUACGUUCUUUGGUUUUCAUAUUGCUGAAAUCUUGUUUCGUUUACCUAUCAUUUAUAAUAAUUUCAUGCAAUCAUAUCAAUUAGUCUUCAAAUCAUGUGAAGGCGGUGUGUAAGUUACUCCUGUUCGUUUAUAAUUAAAUUUUAUAUAUUACUCUUUUUUUGUUUCA
Messenger RNA from Raphanus sativus (radish), 1015 nucleotides. Its product is annotated as transcription factor MYB57-like. Gene Ontology annotation, molecular function: DNA-binding transcription factor activity; sequence-specific DNA binding. Gene Ontology annotation, cellular component: nucleus. The coding region runs from base 139 to 765 and encodes 208 amino acids. Lineage: Eukaryota; Viridiplantae; Streptophyta; Magnoliopsida; Brassicales; Brassicaceae. Gene Ontology annotation, biological process: regulation of DNA-templated transcription. The transcript has 3 exons. The record is from RefSeq and is a predicted model, not a curated record.